Hippopotamus amphibius kiboko is the source of this 2403-nucleotide messenger RNA. It is a transcript of the gene PLEKHG7, whose product is annotated as pleckstrin homology and RhoGEF domain containing G7. Gene Ontology annotation, biological process: Rho protein signal transduction. Gene Ontology annotation, molecular function: guanyl-nucleotide exchange factor activity. NCBI's taxonomy places the organism in Eukaryota, Metazoa, Chordata, Mammalia, Artiodactyla, Hippopotamidae. The record is from RefSeq and is a predicted model, not a curated record. The transcript is spliced from 17 exons. The coding region runs from base 1 to 2403 and encodes 800 amino acids.
AUGACGGCAAAACAGAGAAAUGCCCUUGAUGCUGCGUUUUUGGGUUUGGCAGUGACGGUGACGAUGGUGGUAAAUGGAGAAGCAGGUUCCGCACUCAGCUCGUCCUCAUUAAAGAUGCAGCCACCUGCUUCCAAUCAUCCUCCGGAAAAGGACGAAGCGGCCCCUGAGGCAGAGAGGCUCCUGAAGGUGGAAGCUGAACCACCUCAGGGUGGUCGGGAGAACAGCGACUCCGACGGCGCCCCCUGGAAACUUCCAGCAACCGGACCUCUCAGCGGCGGGGAGAAGCCCGACACAUACCUCCCAGAGGGGCAGUCCCCCGGCUGCGGGGCCUCUGCUCGGCUCCCCCUGGCAAGCCUGUCGAAGAAGCACUGUCAGAACCAGGGGAACCUUCUCCACUUUGACCGGCAAGCCCCGGGCCGCGUGUCCACCUCGCCCACUUUGAGGAGGUUGAGGGGCCACGGCUGCGGGAGCGUGCGCGGGGGUGCGCACGGCUCUGCGCAUGCGCCGCCUCAGCCUGCGGCCUCGGACGUGCCCACCCGCGGCGGCUGGACGGAGCCCCCCGGCUCCCCGCGUCGCCUUUCCAACAGGCUGUCUGAAAACCCAGGGGUGUCGUCGCACUCCCUGUGGCCCCUGAGACCCUACUCAAGAUCUCCUCCGGACCCUGAAAGGGUCCUCGACGCAGCCGACUCGUUUGAGCUCCAGAUGGGGCCCAGUGGUGUGCGUGCCCUCCCCGUGCUUCAGCCCCUCGAGGACGGGUCGCUUCCUCAGGCCUCCCUUCCACGGAGAGGAGGCCACCCAGCACCCAGCCGCGUCCCGCGGCCCUCCCGGCCUCAGAGAGAAGAAUUGCAUCAAUCCAGGUUCUAUGAGCACAGGAGGAGUUCUGUGGUGCUCAACUUACCUGGACUUGAAGUGUUCCCAGGGGACCUUCUGGUGUCUGAUGGAGCUGCCGAUUACCUGUGCCACCCGCUUCUGCUGCUGAAUUCAGAAUCCAAGAAGCCAAGAUGGCCUUUCUCCAAGAGGGGAGUGGGCAAAGACAAACACAAGCACAUAUCUGAUCUGGAAGACUGCCUCUCCUCUUUGAAGAUUACAGACUUCAGGGACUAUGAGUUUCACAGCCUGAAGGAUAAGACCUGGAAUGAAGUCGUGGAAACACAUCAGAAACUUCCUACAAAUCAAUUAGACUUGAGAAAGCAGCAAGAGGCUGUGUGGGAACUCUUCACGAGUGAAUGCACUUACUUCUUAGACCAUUUAUUAGUUCUUAAGAUGAUCUUCAUGAAUACAUUAAAAUAUCUACAGACUCAUGAAUAUUUCCUGGAUGUGGAUUUAUGGAGACUUUUUGCAAACCUGGAGGAGUUAAGUCAGACAAGCUUUGGUUUUGUGAACGGUCUUUUCCACAUCUUCAAGGACUACGUUGAUGCUUCUGAGACUUCACCGUCGUUGGAUUUCAUUUCCGUGCUCACAAAGUAUUUCCAAGGGAGCCUGUGUCAGAGCCACCAGACCUACUGCCUGAAUUACUCAGCUGCUGUCUUUUAUCUUGAGAGCCUGAGGCAGAGAGAUGACUUUGGAAUUUAUUUGAAAUGGUGUGAGCAAAAUGAACAGUGCAGACGCCUCCACCUGCCUGAGCUGCUAGUGGCCCCACUACACAGGCUGACUCGAUAUCCCUUGUUGCUGAAGAAUAUCUGGAAAAGGAGUACAGACUCUACGGAGAAAAUCAUGAUCUACUCCAUCAAGGAAAAGGUGGAAAAGUCAAUCCGGGAUCUUGAAGGAAAAGUGAAGUGGCUUGACAAUUUUCAAAAAUGCAGACAUCUACAGGAGAUUAUAGUGUGGCCUCCACUUUGGGAUAGAGAUAAAAGGUUUUUCAUUCCAGAGUGCCUGAAACACAUUUUUAAAGAACACAUGGCAGAAAACAUCCUGUUGCCAACCAACAGGCACCUUCUCUAUGAAGGCAGAUUAACUCUAGCAGAAAGCACAAGAUUCGUAGAUGUUUAUCUGUUUCUCUUUGAUGAUUUCCUCUUAGUUACGAAAACUAAGCGCAACAAAAAGAAACUUGGAGGCUCAGAGCCUGGUUUAAUGUGUCCUUCACUUACUCCUGAGCUGCAGACGGUAAUCAAAGAAGGCGGUUCAUGUACGGUGCUCGAUCAGCCCAUUCCACUAGACAGAUUGGUUGUCAGAGGUCUCGAUCCACUCCACAUGUCAGUCUUUGGGCUGAGAAAUGCUUUCCUCAUACAACAUGAAAACAGAUAUCGACAGUGUAUAGCAGCAUUCUUAUUACAAGCCCAAACAGAAAACAUCAAGAAAACAUGGAUGGCACAAAUAACAGCAGCAAUUUCUUGCUUCACCAAGAGUCAGGAAACCAAGAAAAUGUCCUCAUUCACUUUGCCUGCAGAAUCUUCAGAAAUUUAG